AUGGUUCAAUAUUGUUUUAUAUGCAAAUGGAGAGCUGAUAAAGAACCGCGAAGAUCUUUUCACAAAUUUCCGUCGAAAGAAUCAGAAAAACAAAAAUGGCUAAGCAUUAUUGGAAAAAGUGGUGUGAAUAUAGGUAAACGGACAUCAGUCUGUUCAAUUCACUUCGAGAAGUGUUGUUUUCGGUAUGGAUUAGUCAACAACAGAGAAAUACUCAAACCUGAUUGUGUUCCAUCUUUACAUUUGACUAAAGCAAUAGAAACUUCAAAACCAUUAAUGGAUAUCCCACCUGAGCUUUCUAUACCUGAGUCAUCUCUACAAGAUUGUAUUGAUGAAAACUAUAGUGACAUUUCAGCAAGUACAUAUGACGAAUUACAAUCAAAUGAUGUAUCAAUGACUUCAACAAAAAAUUCAGACGUUUCACCAUCUUUGGUAGUUGAUAGCAAUGACGCCUCUCAUAAAAAGACUCGUGAGUCGGCAAUAAGAAGAAAUAAUAGAACGGUUGUCUGUCCUGAAUGUAGCACGGAUAUAAAUGUCGAAGAUAAACAGAAAGAAAAAACAAACGCAGUGCUAGUGAACGCAUACCAGUACUUCGCUAAUGAGUGUCCGGAGUUGACGCGCGCACAGCUCCGACAGCGCACGGCUCAGUGCACCGGCGCCAACGAGGCCGACGUGGAGUGCGCACUUAGAAUACACUGGUCGCAGAAUGCAGACUCGGACACACCAUAUGGACCGUCUCAUAAACGUCGAAGAAUACAAAACCAAGACCAUGGUGAAGAAUCUCAGACUCUGUAUGUAGAAGUGGAAGUACAGCCGGGCGAAUAUGAUGAAGACAGUGAGGAGGAUCCCCUAUCCUCGGAGGACGAGGACAUCAAGCCUGAUGUGACGGAGACCUGCAUACAACAAACUACUUUUAUAGUGAGUGAAGAUAUCAAAAAAGAAACUGUAGAAUCAGAAGACGGUGUCAGUUAA
This is a messenger RNA of Spodoptera littoralis (African cotton leafworm), 969 nucleotides long. NCBI's taxonomy places the organism in Eukaryota, Metazoa, Arthropoda, Insecta, Lepidoptera, Noctuidae. The record is from the annotation of a GenBank genome assembly.